UCCUAUUAUGCAAAUACUCUGAAUUAACCCUUAUUCUCCUGAAAGACUCUAGACCCAGUCCAUUGUAGUGCACUAUUUCAUGUCUACGUAUCGUCGAUUUCAAGAAUUUCACAAGCCACCUAAUUCGAGAUCCCUUGUCCCUCUUUUCCGGAUUAACUUUGAAUAACUUGGCCAAUACAGAACAUAAGCGCCGCAGACUGAAUUAAUAUACAAAACCCCAGUACACCGACUGCUGCUAGUGCGGUGAGGGCCUUAAGCACGGUAUAAAGCACGAGACGCAUCACUGUUUUCGUUUGAGUGUUCACAGCUGGUUCUAUGAAUGGGCCGUAUUGUGCUUUGUUCAUCCAGGUAGCUGGUUACUACAAUGAACGUUUUCUGAGUUCUGGUGGUUUAGUAAAGUGGGGCUCAGAGCCCGAGUCUGAACUGGAGAAGUCCGUGUCCAGACUGCCAGUUAUUCGCAGCUUUGGGUUUUUAACCACGCAGGCAACACUGGAACGGAAGGGGGCUGGCCGUUGGCCGUGGGGUGACGGAAAGGUAUGUUUUUGUCAAGGAAGGUGCAGCGGGCUUCGGGCAAUCAAACAAGAGCGUACACAGACAUGUGGCAAACUCAUAUGCUACGGAGUGAAGAAAGUGUUUGACAUUUUGGAAAUGUGACGGUCUUGAUACUUAAACAUCUGGCUUGGCAGCUGUGUGAAUGCUGCGCCACAUUGGAAGCACUUAAACUCUGGAGACUGGAUUUUUCAUCAAGAAUGCUCCGUUGAAGGAUGAGGAUAUAGACUAUAAAGUUUGACAUUCUUAAAUUGUUUGCGGGUUUACCUCAUAAGGCUGGCUGUGGACUCCAGGUGCAUCAUACCGCCACCGCACCUUAGAGCACCGGAGUACACACAGGAGCGCGCGCCUUCAUCAGCGGAGCCGCGUGCCUGGGCGGUGGCGGCGGGAACUAUGCUGACGCUCACCUUCACCUGCCGCGUGCUGCUUAUCUUCUUCCUCUCAGAGACGGUUCAAACCGACAAGUCUCCGACGUUCCUGAUCACAGAGAACAGGUGGCCUCGGGGUUGUGUGCUGGACUGCCACAAGGGGCGCCCUCGAGCCGUGUGUGGCAGCAACGGCCGCCUGUACAAGUCGCUGUGUUCCUUCCAGAGGUCUCACUGCAUCAACCCCCAGCUCCGCAGCGUGCCCAGGGCCCAGUGUGCAGGCGAGGAGUCUCUCUCACCCGGCUGGCACGCCACACCCGGCCCAGAGGGACAAACAUACCCUGGCCGCUCCAGGUGUCAGCUGGCUCGCUCUGUUGCCAUGGAGUCCAGCCUUCACACACACACGGUGGCCAUCUUUGUCCCAGAAUGCACUGCAGACGGAAGCUUCCAGCAGGUGCAGUGUCACAACCAGACAGGCUACUGCUGGUGCUCCACCCAGGACGGCAAGCCUGUCAGUGGGACCUCAGUCCUCAACAUCAGCCCCAACUGCACAGGUCAUUUCUCAGACAUGGCUCAGGAAAUGGAUCUGGAAUCAGUCCCAAACAGAGACGGUGGUGGGCCACAGGCAACCUUAGACCGUGGGAGACCUCUCUCUGCAGAGAUCACCGUGCCUCCCUUCUGGGUGACCAUCCAGCUGAACUCUGACCCCCGAGGAAACCGCUCUGCCAGACGACCAACAGACAGCCCCCAGUCGUGUGAGCGUGAGCGAGCCUUGCUGCUCUCUGAGGUCCGACCCGUCUGGCAGGAGGAACGCUUUGUCCCAGAAUGCAGUGCGGACGGCCGCUACAGCCCCAUCCAGUGCCACGUUGCCACGGGAUACUGCUGGUGUGUCAGGGUGGAUACAGGCCGACCGCUACCUGGGACCUCCACCAGGAACCGUAUGCCAGACUGCAGUCCAGAGGAGUCCCAUACCAGCCAAUCAGAGAGAAGCUACACUGAUAGGCCUCUCCCAGGCUGCCCUGGGGCACGUAAGAAGGAGUUUCUGCAGAGCCUCAUCAGAGCCCUCCAACUGGAAGCAGAGCAUGCUGGGAAAUUGAGUCCUGAUAGAGUAACAGACACCGACCAAUCAAACACCUCUUCCCCCGUGUCUGCCAUGCCCCCCUCCUCUGCCCCGCCCCAGGAAGCUGCCGAUUGGCCGUCCUCAGGCCCAGGCGGGUCUGUGGGCGGAGCUCUGCGCUGGCAUUUUGUCCGAUUGGACGUGGACGGCAGCGGGGUGCUGAGUGAACGCGAGGCCCGCCCCCUGCGCCUCUUCCUCCGGCGCCGCCUCAAACCUCGCCGCUGCGCCAAGAAAUUUUCCCAGUACUGCGACCGCAACACCGACCGGGGGCUGAGCCUGGCCGAGAUCACCGCCUGUCUGGGAGUGUGAG
Molecule: messenger RNA, 2341 nt
Organism: Hypomesus transpacificus
Lineage: Eukaryota; Metazoa; Chordata; Actinopteri; Osmeriformes; Osmeridae
Product: SPARC-related modular calcium-binding protein 1-like
Exons: 11
Coding region: 943-2340 (465 amino acids)
Biological process (GO): extracellular matrix organization
Cellular component (GO): basement membrane
Molecular function (GO): protein binding; heparin binding; calcium ion binding
Source: RefSeq, a predicted model, not a curated record